This is a messenger RNA of Echinostoma caproni, 276 nucleotides long. The record is from the annotation of a GenBank genome assembly. Lineage: Eukaryota; Metazoa; Platyhelminthes; Trematoda; Plagiorchiida; Echinostomatidae.
AUGGCUAUAAUGCAUAAAAGCUCAACACCUCAGCAAUGGUAUCAAGUAAAGGGACCAAUUAUUCCUGAUGAUGGCACUCGCGGUCUGAAGGCAGAUGACCAGAAGAGAAAGCUGGUUCUGGGUCCGCCAUUCCUGAGAAGCUUAGAAGAAAUCCCUCCACGCAAAUUGGUCUUCACUGAAGAAAUCGAAGGGCAGAUUGAGCUUAAGCGCACCGUGGCUAUCAAUCAAACAACUGUCGCGAUGAGCGUCAGUUGGCUUCCUUAUCAUUCGCAGUAG